Messenger RNA from Racocetra fulgida, 205 nucleotides. NCBI's taxonomy places the organism in Eukaryota, Fungi, Glomeromycota, Glomeromycetes, Diversisporales, Gigasporaceae. The record is from the annotation of a GenBank genome assembly.
GCGUGAAACUUUCGAACAUCUUCUCAUCUGGCUUGAAGAUGCUCGUCAACAUUCAAAUUCUGAUACAACCAUAAUGCUCAUUGGGAACAAAAGUGAUCUCGAGGCUAAACGUGUUGUUUCUUAUGCAGAGGGUGAGGCGUUUGCGCGGCAGCACGGCUUAUUUUUCAUGGAAACUUCAGCAAAAACUGCAGAAAACGUUGAAGAC